This is a messenger RNA of Saccharomycopsis crataegensis, 210 nucleotides long. RefSeq lists its product as uncharacterized. The transcript is spliced from 2 exons. Bases 1 to 210 code for a protein of 69 amino acids. The record is from RefSeq and is a predicted model, not a curated record. NCBI's taxonomy places the organism in Eukaryota, Fungi, Ascomycota, Saccharomycetes, Ascoideales, Saccharomycopsidaceae.
AUGGAAAAUAUUUUUGUAGAGAAAAGCAAUUUACCAGUGUCCGUGCUGCCAUUUUAUACACAUAAACUUGACAGACAGUUUGCCCCGCGGAACUUUCUGGAAAGCGGAACUUUCUGGAAAAACCCGAUAGAUUUUUCUAGCAACCGCGCAAAACAUGCUAGAAGAGACCAGAAGCAAAUGGCGAUUAGGCAAGUUGAUGAGGAUGAAUAA